Molecule: messenger RNA, 1380 nt
Organism: [Torrubiella] hemipterigena
Lineage: Eukaryota; Fungi; Ascomycota; Sordariomycetes; Hypocreales; Clavicipitaceae
Source: the annotation of a GenBank genome assembly
UGAAAGGCCUGGCAGCCUAGUCACAAAACUAGUAUUUAAGAUGAACAGCAUAGCCUUAUACGAAAUAGCAAGACUGUAUCUUACGCAACUUUAACGAAAAUAGUGUGGCAUCCAACGCACACGCUGCUAGCUAAUAUGUCUGCACCAUACUCUGCGGAGAAAUUGGUGGAAAUCAUCACCGACUUCUUUAAGUUCUUGGCAACUCUACAUCUUGAUCCAGCAGAGCUCGAGUAUCCCCCGCCUGGUGGUUGGCCAAACGUUAUUAAUAACAAUGGCGGCCGCUGGAAACACAAAGAUGUUAUCUAUAUUAUGAGCCACAUUCCUUGCUUCACCGGGCCCGAGGCCACAGUUCACUACAAGAGCAAGCUCGUCGACUAUUCGACUGUCGAUAUAGAUGAAUUGAAAGAAGACAUGGCAUCGUCGGCCGAGAGCACUGCCUUUGAAUCAUCUGAAGGCGAAGAACGUUCCCCCCGCUACUUCUUUUACAUCGCCCUGGGCAGAGAAUCCGGAGGUUGCCAAAUGCUCGUGAACAUCAAGGAUGGCGAAGUGAUUGAGGAAGCGCUGGCAUAUGGUGACGAAGGGCCGGUGGAUAUCCAGGACUAUUUCGAGGAUCUCAAACUUAAAUAUCGGGACAUGCACCUCAUCUCCUGCCGCGGGUACAUCACCCUUGAACCAAAGGACGUGGAUGAGCGGGAAGACACAAUCGACGAGGACGAGGUACUGAGCCAGACCGAGAAUUGGGGCACUGAUUUGGAUAUUCAGUAUAUACGCCAAAUUUACCGCGAGCAUGGCUGGCCUGAUAAGUUCCGUCGUUCCGACGCAGAAGCAACCGUGAAUUGUCACAUGGAGAGAUGCCAGGAGCGCCGUGGUGAAACGUGGGAACACAAUGAUGAUACAACCGUGUGGGACUAAGUAACGGAACUCAUGGGGUUAUAUAGCGAAUAUGUUCAUCAUCUGGUACAUACGACCAUAGGUGGUAGAGAACUCCGGGUCCCGUUUGCUCCCCUGUAGAUAAGCUACCAACCGGCAGAUUAGUAGUUGGGUCGGUGACGACCAGCGAAUACCGGCUGUUGUAUGUUUUUUUUGUUUCUUAUCUUCAAUUUUUGUUGAUUUAAACGUCUGGCUUUCUUCGUGUUGUGCUUGAGGGAAAGUGGUUGAGUUUUGAGCCCCAGCUUAUUCCAGCGUGGUUUAGUCGUCAUAGACCUCCCACAGUCCAUCAAUUCCUCACUCAUACAUCCUUGGCAAAAAGAAACCCCUCCGUGUCCGUAUGAGUUCGGAAUUCAUACAGAUAAUUGAAUUAUGUUAAUACUAGCCAAGACGUAAAUCACUCCUAGCGUAGUGCGUAAAUGGAACCAUGAUAUCACGAUUUCACAAUUAGCG